GGUAAUUAUUAUAAGAGUUUCCUCCUACGUUUGAGGAAAGGGAGUUCUGGGAAGCAGGUUCUUUCCUUGAAGGAGUCUGUAUCAGUCUCUCGCGUUGGCUCUUUAUCGUUUUAUUAUUGAAUCUCUCACUGUGAAGCUUUGCCCCCACCUGUGAGUAUUGAGGUGGAGGCUUCCUUAGUUACAGAACCAUCCUCCUGUGAAAAAUAGGAGACAAGACCAUAGUCUAUCAGGAAGGUAAACUUUGCCAGUGCUGGACCACGUUAGCACUGUGUCCUCUAGCUCACCGCCUCUCCUUCAUGUAAAUUACCUUGUAUUAAGAGCGCUUUGAGAAUUGUUCCAGCAAUAGUGUUUGGACUAUUAUUAUUUGCUUUCAUCCCUCGUCUGUUAUUAUGAACCUGUCGAUGAUAUCUUUUCGAAGAGUGAGGGGUGGGCGGCUGUUAAGGGCGCUGUGGGCUGCGGGUGUGGGCGGCCUGGGUACCAUGUACCUUGUAAGCCUGUCACUGCACUCCACACUGCUGCUUCCAUUGUACUGCGAGUCAGAGUGCGUCCAGAUGGUGUGGGAGGGAUGCGUGGCACCUGAGAGUCAGGUGAUGCUGCGCCACAUCCGGCGGCAGGUAUUGGACCCACCACAGAAGCAGGUAGCAGAGCCCAUCACCCCGCAGGAGGUGGACGACCCUCCUUGGUUCAACGUCAGAACGUGGAUGGUCGCUGAGGGUGCCAUCCGCCAGGUGUUUGCUCACAAAGUAGGUGACGGAGAAGAGAGGAGUGUUCGUGGAGGUGGGAGCAGGUUCUGGUGUCUUCAUGUCUCACACAGUUGGCUCGAAUACGACAGGCCUACACUCCCUCCGCCUCCAGAAGGCUUGAGUGACCGAGUCUGUGUCUCAGACUACAGCCAUAACAAACAGGAUGUGCUGUGGUCACCAGGCAAAACUGAGGACCUCUCAGACCACUACAGGAACAUGGCACUCUCGAGGUCUACCCUCAUGGCCUACGUAACCCAGGAGGACCAACAAGGGUCCCUGGCCACGCCCGUGCAGUGCUACACCCUCGAAGCCCUAGUGUGGGCGGCGUUUGGUCACCAGCGGCCCAUCGACUUAUUGGUGCUGGACACUGCCGGAGGGGAAUACAAGAUCCUCGAUACUCUGCAGAGACUCAAAAUUUCGUGUCUGUUGGUUAAGUACAACACUGAAGUAGACCGGACCUUCAUCAUGGCCUCAGCACGAUUACUGAACCUGUACCCUCAGCACUCAGCAACCCUGCAGGCUGAAAGAUUCCUUUUCUUCGUCAAUCCUAGUGCCGGGUACAACAUCACUUCCUGGGAGCGGCCUACUUGAUUAUACUGCAUAGUGAGGAUGGAACUAAUAAACAGUUUAUUGACCCCAGUGACUGAUAACACCAGCAUUGUAUCUUCGCAAUCGUGUUGAAUGUGCAUUGUGGUUCUAUCAUGUCCCUGCUUUUAUACAAAUAACUAUUCCUUCCUUGUGAUAUAACGUUGUUAUUAAUCAAAUAUAGUUGUGUGAAGUGAC
This is a messenger RNA of Cherax quadricarinatus, 1526 nucleotides long. NCBI's taxonomy places the organism in Eukaryota, Metazoa, Arthropoda, Malacostraca, Decapoda, Parastacidae. The record is from RefSeq and is a predicted model, not a curated record.